ACGAGUUGACUCUUUGACUCACGAGUCACACAACAUGACGAAAUCGAUGAAGCUCAAGAAACGAUCGCGCUUGAAGAAAGGAAUAAAAUCAACGAUAAAGAAAGAAAAUGGUUCGAGUCAUAAGAUCACUAAGUACUGGAUUCAACGAUACGAUCUCUUCUCAAGAUAUGACCAAGGUAUCGAAAUGGAUGAAGAAGGAUGGUACUCUGUGACUCCUGAAGUAAUCGCAAUUAAACAAGCUCAGAGAUGUCGUGGUAAAGUGGUCAUUGAUUGUUUCUCAGGCGUUGGUGGUAACACUAUUCAAUUUGCUAAAGUAUGUUCUUCUGUUGUUGCUAUUGACAUUGAUCCGGUGAAAGUUGAAUUGGCGAUGAACAAUGCAAUGGUUUAUGGAGUUGCUAAUCGUGUUGAUUUUGUCAUUGGUGAUUUCAUCCAAUUAGCUCCAUCUCUCAAAGGAGAUGUAGUGUUUCUUUCACCACCAUGGGGAGGACCAAUGUAUAGAGAUGUUGAGAGUUACAAGUUGGAAAUGCUUCAACCAAGAGACGGGUACUCAUUGUUUCAGAUUGCUCAGUCCAUUACGCCUAACAUCAUUAUGUUUCUACCGCGAAAUGUUGAUUUAGCGCAAGUGGAAGAACUCGCUUGGCUCUCGUCCCCUCCGCUAACUCUUGAGAUAGAAGAAAACUUUGUUGGAGGCAGAAUGAAAGCCGUAACAGCUUAUUUUAGUUGCAGUGCAGUUUACCUCAAGGGUCCUUCCAAAACUGGUUCUGCAGCGCUAUACGCAAGGAAUCCACAUAGCAAUGGAAACCUUCGGAAGCUUCAAGCUGAUGGAGGAGGAGAAGCCACGGAAGAGAACGGCUUCGUAGAUGGCGUUAUCUUAGGCCUUGACGGUGGCGCCACCUCAACGGUCUGCGUUUGCGUUCCAUUUUUCCCGUUUGGAGAUUGUUUCCCGGAGCCUCUUCCUAUCCUCGGUCGUGCCGUCGCCGGUUGCACCAAUCGCAACAGCGUUGGAGAAACUGCAGCAAGGGAUUCACUAGAGCAAGUGAUUUCUGAGGCACUUGUACAAUCGGGUUCUGAUAAAUCAGAUGUUCGCGGUGUAUGCUUAGGUGUUUCAGGUGUUAAUCAUCCCUCAGACCAGGAAAAGAUAGAAAAUUGGAUAAGGGACAUCGUCCCUAGUCACGUCAAGGUAUAUGUUCAGAAUGAUGCUAUAGUGGCUUUAGCUAGUGGAACCAUGGGAAAGCUCCAUGGCUGUGUUCUAAUUGCUGGUACAGGAUGUAUAGCCUAUGGCUUUGAUGAAGAUGGCAAGGAGGCUAGGGCAUCUGGUGGUGGACCAAUCUUAGGUGAUUGGGGAAGUGGCUAUGGAAUUGCUGCACAGGCCUUAACGGCGGUGAUUAGAGCCCAUGAUGGUCGUGGGCCACAAACGAUGCUUACAAGUACCAUCUUAAAAGCACUUGGACUUUCCUCUCCAGAUGAACUCAUCGGGUGGACUUACGCUGAUCCAUCUUGGGCACGUAUCGCUGCUCUUGUUCCUCAAGUAGUAUCUUGUGCAGAAGCUGGUGAUGAAAUUUCAGAUAAGAUCUUGGUUGAUGCAGCUGAGGAUUUAGCUCUAAGUGUGAAGGCUGUUGUACAGAGACUUGGUUUAUGUGGCGAAGAUGGGACAGCUUCUUUCCCGGUUGUAAUGGUGGGCGGAGUCCUAAACGCUAAUCAGAAAUGGGACAUUGGAAAAGAAGUCUCAAAGCGCAUUAACAGAUACUUUCCUGGGGCUCAAACAAUCAUACCAAAGGUAGAGCCAGCUGUUGGAGCAGCAUUGUUGGCCAUGAACUUCUUAUCAAGUUAACGAUUAAUCGGCCACGUAAAGCUUUAUUAUUGAAAUCAAUGUUUCUUGAAUCUUCAGAAAUGCCAUAGUGAUAUAAUUUUUUUCUCUUACUGUGGUUGUGGUACAUAUGUACAAUAGUGCAUAAGAAUCUCGUUGUCAAAUUCCAAUUCUUGUUAUUGAUCAUCUCUUUGGUUACUCAACAAGAAGAGAAAACAUUGACAGAGGAUGCGGAUUUACAACAGAAAUGUAAUGAAACUUGAGCGAAUUA
This is a messenger RNA of Arabidopsis arenosa, 2078 nucleotides long. NCBI's taxonomy places the organism in Eukaryota, Viridiplantae, Streptophyta, Magnoliopsida, Brassicales, Brassicaceae. The record is from the annotation of a GenBank genome assembly.